AUGCUACUAACCCACCUCUUUUACCAAUCAACAUACAAGGAAGGUAAGAGGCUACAAGCAGCUCUGGUCAAGGUUGAUUUGAAGGCACGUAGGAUCUCUUUAUUGAUCAAGCCUUCAAUUGUUGGCGAGCAAGAAUUGAAUAAUGGUGCUUACCAAGCCGAAUCUGACAAUGACAACAUAGAAGACGAGGAGCUUGACCAUUCGAAUGUUGAAAAGGACAACUCGGUAGAUAUGGUCGUGACAAGCAAGAGCGCGAAUCAGUCAUUGGAUGUACAAACAAUGAUGAGAGUGUUUGGUGAAGCUUCAAAUACGGAAGCCCUGAGCGAGGGGGGAUUGCAUUGGCGUAAAGAUGAUAUAGAGCUGGGUCUUAUUACAGCUGAGGAAGCAGCAAGAAAGAUGAUUGAAAGGAAACAAGCUGGUGAUGAAAAUGCAGGAUCACAUCGUAUGGCUCAUAUCAUGGGAACUGCCAAAUCCGUCCGGCUCAAUCGAAACGCUGUGGCCAAACUCCUUUCGGUUGUCGAUGCCAAUGGGGUUGCUUUGCAGAACAAUUCUCAAAAUCACAAAUAUGAAGACGAAGACGAUGAAGAAAUUGAAGAAAUUGAAGAUGAAGAAUUGGAAACUUUGCACAAAAGUGAAUACAAAUUUAUAGACGAAAGUGAUGAUGAUGGUGUGGAAGAAUGCGAGAACUGA
This is a messenger RNA of Melampsora larici-populina 98AG31, 690 nucleotides long. RefSeq lists its product as uncharacterized. The record is from RefSeq and is a predicted model, not a curated record. Bases 1 to 690 code for a protein of 229 amino acids. NCBI's taxonomy places the organism in Eukaryota, Fungi, Basidiomycota, Pucciniomycetes, Pucciniales, Melampsoraceae. The transcript has 3 exons.